Molecule: messenger RNA, 1266 nt
Organism: Mangifera indica (mango)
Lineage: Eukaryota; Viridiplantae; Streptophyta; Magnoliopsida; Sapindales; Anacardiaceae
Exons: 7
Coding region: 1-1266 (421 amino acids)
Source: RefSeq, a predicted model, not a curated record
AUGGAGAAAAUUAUUUCUAUGAUUUUUUUGGCAACAGUUGUAUUUGUUUUCAACGAUGGAGUACAGGGAAAAGCUAACGACAGAGAAACUCUAUCUGAAAUUGAUAGGAAGUUGAAGGCUCUCAAUAAACCUGCAGUGAAGAGUAUUAUGAGUGAAGAUGGAGAUAUAAUCGACUGUGUUGACAUUUAUAAACAACCUUCUCUUGAUCAUCCAGCAUUGAGAAACCACACUGUUCAGGUUCUUCCCUCGCCACUCUCUUAUUGUUGGACAUUGUCUGUGGAUAAAACAUACAAAUCUGAUCGACCAGUGGUAACUCAAACCUGGCAAAAGAGUGGAACUUGUCCAAAGGGAACUGUUCCCAUUCGCAGAAUCCGAAAGGAAGAUCUUCUGAGAGCAGCUUCUCUUGAGCAUUUUGGAAGAAAACCUUAUACAACAAAACCAAAAGAAGCAACUCAUAAAAGCAAAUUUAUAAAUAUAAACGACACCACACCCAUUACUAUUAAUCUAUCUACAUUUAACCGUUCGAAUGCAGUUCUUUUUACAACUGGAAACAACUAUUUCGGAGCACAAGGAGAUAUAAAUGUUUGGAAUCCCCAUGUUGAUCGUGAAGAAGAUUACACUACUGCCCAAACCUGGGUUAGAGGUGGCCCUGACCAUGCCGAAAGCGUCGAGGCAGGAUGGACGGUAAAUCCCAAACUAUAUGGUGAUAUUCGUACACGAUUGUUCGUAUACUGGACUGCUGACGGUUACGGCCAAACAGGUUGCUUCGACCUCACUUGCGCUGGAUUUAUUAACACAAACACAGACUUUACCAUCGGUGGGAGCUUCGGUCCCAUAUCCACUUUUCUUGGUCCGCAAUGGCAAAUCAAUGUCCUCUUGCAACGGGAUCCGCAAACAGGAAAUUGGUGGUUUGUAUAUCAAACUUACGUAGUUGGGUAUUGGCCAGCAAGUCUGUUCAGUUCCCUAAAGGAUAGUGCAAAUUUAGUGGAAUGGGGAGGAGAAGUGUACAGCGAGGCUUUGAGGAUAACUCCCCAUACAAGAACUGCUAUGGGAAGUGGAGAAAUGGCAUAUCCUCUAUAUGGUUGUGCAUGCUACAUCAGGAAUGUAAGAAUUAUAGAUAUUUAUCUUCAGUUGAAGUACCCUGAAUGGGUAGGCACCUGGACUGAUGAAGAUCACUGCUACAAUGUAUACAAUGACUUAAUAGACUACGAUGUACCCUCGUUUUUCUUUGGAGGAACACCUGGAAGAUAUCCAAACUGUCAGUGA